AUAAAUUUUCAGUUUCGAUUAGAUUACUAAUAAUAAUUAUUAGAAUGGCUUUUUCAGUGUUGGGUUUCUUUGUGUUCGUCUUUUUAGGUUUUGAAGGAUUGGUUAGGAUUAGGAGUGAAAAAAGUGAUGAUAAUACUAGCUUUGAUGAAAAUUAUAAAGUUACUUGGGGUUUUGAUCAUGUUUUGUCUUUGAAUCAAGGAACACAAAUUCAGCUCUCAAUGGAUAAGUCUUCGGGAGCUGGUUUUGCAUCGAAAGAAAGCUACUUUUCUGGGUUCAUUAAUUUGAGGAUCAAAUUGCCAGAUAGAGAUUCUGCUGGAGUUGUCACUGCUUUUUAUCUAAGUUCAGAAGGCGAUAAGCAUGACGAAUUGGACUUUGAGUUCUUGGGGAAUAGAGAAGGAAAACCCAUUACUUUACAAACCAAUGUCUUUGCAAAUGGGCAAGGCAACCGUGAACAAAGAACUCUCUUGUGGUUUGAUCCCUCUGCUGAUUUUCACACUUAUUCCCUUCUUUGGAACCCUCACCAAAUUGUAUUCUUUGUGGACGAUACUCCAAUUAGGGUGUUCAAGAACAAAACAAAAAAAGGAGUAGAUUACCCAACAAAGCCCAUGAAAAUCGAAGCUAGCUUAUGGGAUGGAGAAGAUUGGGCCACAGAUGGAGGCCAGACCAAGACUAAUUGGGCCUUUGCCCCAUUCAAAGCCCACUUCCAAGGGUUCCACGUCGAUGGAUGUUCCAACAUGAACACCAAUUGUUACUCUGAAAAUAAUAAGUAUUUUUGGAACAAGAAGAAAUAUCAUAAUUUGGAUUCGGAUCAAAAAAUAGCUUAUGAGAAAGUGAGAAAGAGUUAUAUGAACUAUGAUUAUUGCACUGAUAGUUCUAGAUAUCCCACUCCUCCACCUGAGUGCCUUGAUCAACCAUAGUAAUAGUAUUAUUAUUUUCUAUGAAUAUUGAUAUGUGUAUUAAAAUAUUAUACCAACUAAUGUGUUACUAUUUUUUAAAACAAUGAGUCUUAUCUAAAAUAAAUGUGAUUUGUAAUAUUUUUGUGUAUAAUUUUGGAUCACAUGUUAUUACUCAUUUUCAAUUAAGGCCCAAAAUUAAGUAUUAAAACAAAUAAUAAAUAAGAUUUUGUUAAUUAGUGGAAUAAACUUAGCCUAGUAUUUAUAUUGAUGGUUAUUGAGUGUGGCUAUUUGGCACCUUAAGGUGUUCAACACCACAUGAGGUGACACCCCAUAAUUGGUUAGCGAUACCCCAUAAUAUUUAUUAAAUUCAAAUAAAUGAGACCUGAUAUUGAAUUGCA
Molecule: messenger RNA, 1294 nt
Organism: Humulus lupulus (European hop)
Lineage: Eukaryota; Viridiplantae; Streptophyta; Magnoliopsida; Rosales; Cannabaceae
Product: xyloglucan endotransglucosylase/hydrolase protein 2-like
Exons: 4
Coding region: 45-917 (290 amino acids)
Biological process (GO): cell wall biogenesis; xyloglucan metabolic process
Cellular component (GO): apoplast; cell wall
Molecular function (GO): xyloglucan:xyloglucosyl transferase activity; hydrolase activity, hydrolyzing O-glycosyl compounds
Source: RefSeq, a predicted model, not a curated record